AUGGCUGGGAUAACCAGCACCGUUGGAUUCAACGCCGUUUUUGCCGGAAUCUCCAAAACACUGUCCCAUUCACCAUUUUCGGUUGCAUCCGUCGAUUCCAAGCUCUGUGGUCUUCGUCUCUCCAAGUCCGAGCUGUCCACGCCUUCUCCUCGCCGUGGCCUCGCCGUCACUUGCCGUUUCGGCGGUGGAGGUGGUGGAGGAGGAGCUUUUCGUUUCUCUGGAGACUCUAGGCGUGGUAGGCCGAAAGAAGCCGAAGUAGAUGAUGCGCUUGAUAUCUCAUCGAUUAGGUCAGCUACUGUUAGGCUAAUUGAUGAGAAACAGAACAUGCUUGGUUUAGUGUCUAAAGACGAAGCAGUUCGAAUGGCUGAAGAUGCUGAGCUUGAUUUGGUGAUUCUAUCGCCGGAUGCAGAUCCUCCGGUUGUUAAAAUGAUGGAUUAUAGUAAAUACAGAUAUGAACAGCAAAAGAAGAAAAAGGAUCAACAAAAGAAAACUACUCGUAUGGACUUAAAGGAGCUCAAAAUGGGUUAUAACAUUGAUCAGCAUGAUUAUACCGUACGUCUAAAAGCUGCUCAAAAGUUCUUGCAAGAUGGUGACAAGGUUAAGGUGAUUGUGAGCAUGAAAGGACGAGAAAACGAGUUUAGAAAUAUCGCUAUUGAGCUCCUCAGGCGUUUUCAAACCGAAAUAGGGGAGCUUGCGACUGAAGAGAGCAAAAACUUCCGGGACAGAAACUUGUUCAUCAUCUUGGUGCCAAACAAGGAAAUGAUUCGGAAACCACAAGAACAACCACAGUCGAGAAAGAAGAAAAAACAAGCUGAAGCGGAAGUUUCAGCUACGGGAAAUGAGGUUUUAGCGACGGAAAACGAAGUUUCCACGACGGAAGACGAAGUUCCAGCUGCAGAAAUAACGACGACGACGCCAUGA
Microthlaspi erraticum is the source of this 921-nucleotide messenger RNA. Lineage: Eukaryota; Viridiplantae; Streptophyta; Magnoliopsida; Brassicales; Brassicaceae. The record is from the annotation of a GenBank genome assembly.